UGAUCAGCUCUUUUAUAUCUCUUUUAUCUCUUUAAGCUUUAUGGUCUGUUUUGUUUUGUUGUGUGGAUCCAAACGUAACGCUACAAAUUUCUGAAGCUACCAUUUCUCUAUUUUGCUUACUGCCUUUCUACAAUCCGAUUGAAGCCAUACAAUUCAAGUGGGAAAGGCCAUGUGAACUGUCUGAAACAAGAUUAAUUGUUACUUCUGCAAUUUUGACAAGCGUACUGGAUAUCCUGUUGUACAAAGAAUGGGUAAAUGCAAGGGUUGUGGGAAAUUAGGAAGAAUGCUUUCAAGGGAUGGGUCUGUUAGUGCUUACCAUUUUUCUCUACUGUUGUCUCCUGUCGUUUCUUUUUGGGAUUGCAUUGUUCGUAAAAUGAGGUAUUCAUGCAGACCUGAGUGGGUGUAGUCAUUGUGAUCAUAAUUCAGCAUUACACAAGUUUCCAAUACAAGAUUGAACUGGUAAUUAAUUAGGGUGGGAAAAAAAAAGUAAAAUAAGGAAAGAAAAUUAUAGGAAAAUGUGUACAUUUUAGAGGAAUACUUUUAAGAAAAAAAUUUGAGCAAACAGGACUGAGUCUGUAAAGGUUGAGUCUAUAGACGUGUGUGGUAUUCAUGGAUAAAAUGGCAUGUAAUAAAGUGCAACCUGUUGUGAGAAAAGCAAAGAAGAAGCAGGUGAAGGAUGAAAUGGAUCGCAUCAAACAGGCUGAGAAGAAAAGAAGGCGCCUGGAGAAAGCUCUUGCUACAUCUGCGGCCAUUCGAUCAGAACUGGAAAAGAAGAAACAGAAAAAGAAAGAAGAACAACAGAGGCUUGAUGAAGAGGGUGCUGCAAUUGCUGAGGCUGUUGCUCUCCAUGUCCUUUGUGAGGAUUCUGAUGAUUCAUGUAAGGUUGUGCUGAACAAAGAAAAGGGAUUCACUUCUUGGGAUUGCACCUGCAAUGUUGACAUUUUCAUAGGUGAAGGGAGAGCAUCUCCCCCGCAGCAGGACCGUGCAUUUGAAGGCAUUGGGUGGCUCUCUAACACAAUGGAUUCUGGCUGCAAAUGGGAUGACUUCGGAAAUGAUGACUGGUCAUUUACAUACAGGCCUUUUGAAAGAAAUCUAGGUAUGCCGUAUCUUGAGGAUGAAGGUUUGAGAGCUCCAGAAUUAUCUGCUGGUCUUAUUGCAGCACAAGCUGUUUCUUCACUACAAAUUGCAGAGGAUACACAAGUAGACGCCAUUGUUUUUAACGGAAUGCUCAAGAGGCACGAGUCGUGGUUUAAAGUCUGAAAGAAUGGUUCUGUAUAUAUAUAUUACAAAUGAGUCCCCUCCUUAUAUUCUGGUGUUGCUUUCUUCUUCAGUGUAAGAACACUACUGCUCUAGUUUGCCCAUGUCAGUUUGUGUUUUCAUAUUUCUGUUUCCUGAAGUUGCUUCGUUCUUAUAUGGGUGUUGAUUUUCGCAAAUCUUAGACUAUCAGUAGAUUUGUGUUUCUUUUAAUGACUUACCAAGUAUCCGCUGACUUAUUGUAUCGAAUAAUUAUAGUCUUUAACAAUUUAGUUUGUUCUGCCA
Messenger RNA from Mangifera indica (mango), 1539 nucleotides. RefSeq lists its product as uncharacterized. The transcript has 2 exons. NCBI's taxonomy places the organism in Eukaryota, Viridiplantae, Streptophyta, Magnoliopsida, Sapindales, Anacardiaceae. The record is from RefSeq and is a predicted model, not a curated record. The coding region runs from base 610 to 1260 and encodes 216 amino acids.